UACUUACGCGCGCGCGUCACAGUGCGCCGAGGGUUUGCACUUCAGUGCUUUUCAUUGCUAUUAUUAGUUGCAUUGUGAAUGGAGAGAUUUGCUGCGUCUUUUAGUAGGAGUGGGAUAUCCUCUGAAAAACGUUUGUCCCAAUAUUUUAGCAGUCUUUCUUUCCACCACAGAUGAAGAGGAAGUUGUCCUCUCCUCGGACUGCCAUGGUUGGUGUUGAGACCGGAACAUUGAGAAUAUAAACUCUACUUUUUCAAUGUCUUCAAAACCCCAGAUCUCACAUCGAUAACACAUGAUUGGUAUCAUAAAUAUCUCACAGAGUUUGAGCAUCACCGGGAUGGAUGUUUCAGACUUGAGUAUAGGUGUAACAGUGGAAAAGAAGCCUUUCGUGCUUAUUGAAUUUACCAUUUUUUGAGAACCAGAUUCCAAGGUAAAAAUAUGUUUGUACUGUUUCAAGGAUGAAAGUGUUUCCAAAGAAAUGGCCCCUGAUACUUGCUUCUUCCAAAUAUACAUAUCUUAGUUAAACCGUUGCAACCUUGUCUAACACCUUUCUGGCAGGGAAAACCUGCUGUAGUUUUACCCCUUGAAAUUUUCACACAUGACUUUGCAUUAGCAUACAUACAUUGCAACAAGAUAAGCAAUUGCUUAUACCUAGUUGUGCCAGCUUCACCCAGAGAAGCGAGUGGUUCACAGAGUCAAAUGCUUUUUUCAGGUCAACGUAACAGAUACAGUGAUAUUUGUUUUCCUUUAUAAUGCUCAAUUAUAGUGUUUAAAAUAAAUAUGCAGUCAGCAGUUCUUCUGUUCUUUCUGAAACCAAACUGACAUUCUGCCAUUUUUCUCUGCCCACUCCAUUAGCCUUGUACUAAUAAUCGAUGUAAAGAUUUCCCCCAUGCUGUUCAGAAGAGUAAUUCCCCGAUAACACGAGGGGUCUUGUUUGGAACCACCUUUAUGUAUUGGUGUAAUAACCCCGACUGACCAGAUUUUAGGGUAAGUGCCAGAAUGGAGGAUAAGGUUCAAUAAUGUUGGGGGGAGAGAAAUAAACCAUUCAGAACUUUAUAAACAUCCCCUGAAAUACCAUCCGGGCCAGGCACUUUAUUUGAUUUCAGACGAAGAAUGGCCUGUUUGGUUUCUCGCACUAUUAUUAUUGUCAUCCAGUUCUGGGAUAUAAGGUGAUGGAGUUGCAGACUGAGGGAGAGCUACAGAGCUGUCAUUCUCUGAUGACCUGUUUAGAUUUGAGCUAGCUUAGAUUUGCAAAGUGGAACAGAAAAGCUUUGGGGUCUAUAUUGGAAAAUGGAGCCAUCUUCCCCUUUGCUCUAGAAAAACAUAUCCAGAAAAUCUUAGGAUCUGUCUUUUGAGCACUCACAAGCAUUUGGUAAUGCUGUUUAGUUGCUGCUUCUCGCUUCCUUUUAACCAUUUUUGUAGAUCCUUUUCUCCCUGAAAUAGUUUUAUCGAUUGAACUGAGAAAUGUUGUUAAGUUUUUUCUUGUACUGUUGGCAACUAUUUUUUGGGGGUUUUGCAUUCUUCAUCAAACCAGCUCUUUCUGGGAAAUCUGCUUUUAUUGGUUCUUACUCUUCUCCCCCUAGGUUUCCUUAAACUCUUGUUCAUCAAGUUUGUUAAUAGCUCUGUUAUUUGUUCUGCCCCCGCAUCACAAUCAAUAGACUUUGAAGAUAGUAAACAUUUUAGAUGAAGAACACGUGUCACUACGUCAUUCUCUUCCAAACUGCUGAUGAAAUUCUCCUUGUUCCAUGUUAGGAGAUCAGUGAGGGGGAAUUUACAUAUUAGAGAUGGCUCCAUAGAUGGCAGCACCAUUGCUGCUUUGAGCACAAAUUUGAGAGGGAAGUGGUCUUAAUAUGCUUUGCUGACCUGCAUAUUAUAUAAUAACAUAAUCUACCACACUCGAGCCUCUUGGAGUAUAACAGGUAAAUUUACCUGGGCUGUCCCCUUUAUGUCUUCCAUUUAGAAUUCUUAGACGUAAACUGAUACAAAGAUCAAUGAGUUGUCUUCCUUGUGUGUUCACUGAUAUGUCUGCAGAUUGUCGUGCACUUUCAAAAUCUUUUUUCAUAAGGAUAUCCAGUAAUGAAGCCACUGAUCUGUUUAAGUGCCCAAGAGGAAUCCGACAUGGUUGUAUACUGAGCCCUCUGCUUCACAGCAGAGUUGGAAAGAGAAUAACAAUGCGGGAAUUGAACUUCUCAAUGUGCUGCAGGUCUAAGGAAACACAUCACCACCUUAUCAGACUUUUCCCAAAGGAGGAAACUAGAAGUCAAUACAGAUAAAACCAAAAUAUGUGUCUUUGGUGGGGAUAGAAGUUCUAAUGUAUAACAAUCAUAUCCUGGAAAGUGUAGUCUGACAAGUAUCUAGCGAUAUGGUUUACAAAAAUGUGGCCAAAAUUGCACUACCGACGAUACUAGGGCUAGGGGCAUCUGCCCACACCCCCCAGCUCUAUGAAACAAUGUUGAAGCUCCCUGUCAAUCUAUGGAGGAAGGAGAGAAUACUGAAGUUCUGGAACAGAUGAUGCCCCUGCACUACUCAAAGCAGCAAAGUCCCUGUCACUGUACAAUGCUAGGUGUGGGGGAAAGUGUUGGGUUUCAAAUGUGGCUACUCUCUUGAAUACUGCCAGUUAUGCUACUCCAUUCUCAGAGUUCUGUGUUUUUGACCGAAACACGCAAAACACUUAUUAUGUGCACAUACCGUGACCAGUUUAUUCUUUUGAACAUAGCCUCAUGGACAAGGGGGAAACAAACUGAGAUAAUACAGAUUAUCGAAGAAAGAGUUUGGCACGUAGCCUUAUCUUUUGAAUAUAACCUUCAGCAGCACUCCGAGUAUCUAUGACUCCGCUUAGAGUUGGAUGCCACAGUCUGGAAAUUGAACGUGGGAGAUACCAUUAACCGAGGUCGGUCCCAGUGAGCCAAAGGCUGUGUCGCAAGUGCAAAUCGGAUUUAUUUCCUAUGCAAAUGUUCAAUGUAUGAAAACAAUCUGUAACAAGAAAUACAAGCAAUGUUUCCUGGAUAUAAGUUGCUUUCAUCAGAGCAGAAAUUCGUGUACUCACUAGGAUCUGAUGAGAUGAUGCAGUGGCAAUUUAUUCAUACCACUUUCAUAUUACAUUGUAGGUAGUUUGACUAAUAGCCUUCCUGGCUCUUAGUCAUUAAAAAAAAUAAUUAUUAUUAUUAAUGUCUGAUCUCAGUUUGUAUCAUGUGAUUUAUUUUUCGUGAU
Messenger RNA from Geodia barretti, 3207 nucleotides. Lineage: Eukaryota; Metazoa; Porifera; Demospongiae; Tetractinellida; Geodiidae. The record is from the annotation of a GenBank genome assembly.